CGCCCGAAAUCUCCUUCGGUCUCCCCUUUCUUCUUCUUCUUCUUCUUCUUCUUCCCUGCUUACUCUGAAAUUGCUUUUGUUUCUCAACCUCUUAAUAAACCCUAAUUCCAUGUUCUAUCCCGAAUCUCUAUGCCCAGGAGUAGAAGAGAGAGAAAACUUUCUCUUUUGGAUUUAGAAACCCUAAAUUCGUCGACUUUACGGAAUCUUAUUCAGUUAAUUCUCAGCAAGGGAGCUCGUUUACCGGCUCGCUGAGUUGUUACUUUCGGAGAUCAGUAGAAUUUGGCGUUAUCGCAUUGGGAUAUCAAAAUUUUGAGCUGGGCAAAGCCCAAGGCAUCAGAUAUUGCUGCUGAAAGCAGGCUUGGAAUGCAGAAUCAUGAUGUUGAUUUCAUUCCAAUUGUCCGCUCUGGAGCAUGUGCUGACAUUGGGUUCCGAACAACCAUGGAAGAUGUAUACCUAUGCGUUGACAAUUUUAUGCAUCAUUAUGGGCUCAAGAAUUUUACUAAUGGGCCAAGUGCCUUUUAUGGGGUUUUUGAUGGACAUGGUGGGAAGCAUGCUGCUGAUUUUGUUUGCUCCCAUUUGCCAAGGUUCAUUGUUGAAAAUGAAGACUUUCCAGUGGAGAUUGAGAGAGUUGUUGCUUCAGCAUUUCAGCAAACAGAUACUGCUUUUGCAGAAGCUUGUCAGCUGGAUGCGGCCCUUGCUUCAGGGACCACUGUUUUGGCAGCCCUUGUUGUUGGGAGAUUGCUAGUGGUGGCUAAUGCUGGAGACUGUCGAGCGGUACUGUGUCGCCGUGGCAAAGCAAUUGAAAUGUCUAGGGAUCAUAAACCUAAUUGUAACCAAGAGAGGGAGCGCAUUGAGGCAUCCGGAGGUUAUGUUAAUGAUGGUUACCUUAAUGGACAACUCAACGUGGCUCGUGCUUUAGGAGAUUGGCAUAUGGAAGGACUGAAACGUGUGGGUGGUGGGCCACUAAGUGCUGAACCUGAACUCAUGACCAGAAAACUAACAGAGGAGGAUGAGUUCCUGAUCAUAGGAUGUGAUGGUCUCUGGGAUGUGUUUCGAAGCGAAAAUGCAGUGAAUUUUGCACGGCGGAGGCUUCAAGAGCACAAUGAUCCAGUCAUGUGUAGCAAGGAUCUCGUUGAUGAGGCUUUGAAGAGGAGGAGUGGAGAUAAUUUAUCAGUUGUAGUUGUUUGCUUCCAACCCCAAGCACCCCCUAAUUUGGUUGCUCCACGUUCAAGAGUUCAUAGGAGCUUUUCUGCGGAGGGAUUGAGAGAGCUGCAGAGCUUCUUGGAUGGUGUUGGAAAUUGAGAUAAUGACGAAUGGGUACUCUUUUUCUAUUCUUCCGUACAUUUUCCUUCCAAAUUCCAAUUCAAUAGUUUCAUUGUAGUCUUAGAUGGAGGAUUUGAGAUCCAACUGUAACAUAUGCGGCGGUGGCAUGUUGGAAACAUAAAAUUCCUUUCUUGUAGAAGUUUAAUUUGCCUGCUGUACCAUUCUUUGGGGCACUUGUUGAAUUUAUUACUUAUUCCAUGACUCUUAUUACUUAGAUU
Molecule: messenger RNA, 1541 nt
Organism: Rubroshorea leprosula
Lineage: Eukaryota; Viridiplantae; Streptophyta; Magnoliopsida; Malvales; Dipterocarpaceae
Source: the annotation of a GenBank genome assembly